GACACUCAUUUAGCGAAUAGAAUAUAUAUAAAGCUUCUUCUCUCUGACACACUUUCCCGUAACACUUCCCACUCGCUUCUUCUGCUCCGCCGUUGCUCCGCCGCUCGCCGAACUAUUACCGAUUAAAAUCUCAAAGCUCUUUCGUUCUAACAAGAUUUUGAAAGAUGGCUGAUGCUGAGGAUAUUCAACCUCUUGUUGUUGACAAUGGAACUGGAAUGGUCAAGGCUGGUUUUGCAGGGGAUGAUGCUCCUAGGGCCGUGUUCCCCAGUAUUAUUGGGCGACCUCGUCAUACUGGUGUAAUGGUUGGGAUGGGUCAGAAGGAUGCUUAUGUGGGUGAUGAAGCUCAGUCAAAGAGGGGUAUCCUUACAUUGAAGUAUCCUAUAGAGCAUGGAAUAGUUAGUAACUGGGACGACAUGGAAAAGAUUUGGCAUCACACAUUCUACAAUGAGCUUCGUGUUGCUCCCGAGGAGCACCCUGUGCUUCUUACUGAGGCACCACUGAAUCCCAAGGCCAAUAGAGAAAAGAUGACCCAGAUUAUGUUCGAGACUUUCAAUGUGCCUGCAAUGUAUGUUGCAAUUCAGGCCGUCUUGUCUCUUUAUGCCAGUGGACGUACUACAGGUAUUGUGCUUGAUUCUGGUGAUGGUGUGAGCCACACAGUGCCCAUCUAUGAAGGGUAUGCUCUUCCUCACGCAAUUCUUCGGUUGGACCUUGCUGGGCGUGAUUUAACAGAGUACUUGGUAAAAAUUCUUACCGAGAGAGGAUACUCCUUCAGCACCUCUGCCGAGAAGGAAAUUGUCCGUGACGUGAAAGAGAAACUAGCAUAUGUUGCUAUUGAUUUUGAACAAGAAAUGGAGACCACCAAGAGUAGCUCUGCCGUGGAGAAGAGCUACGAGUUGCCUGAUGGACAGGUCAUAACAAUAGGUUCUGAAAGAUUCCGGUGCCCUGAAGUACUCUUCCAGCCUUCUCUAAUCGGUAUGGAAGCUACUGGAAUUCAUGAAACUACAUACAAUUCCAUCAUGAAGUGUGAUGUUGAUAUUAGGAAGGAUCUAUAUGGAAAUAUUGUUCUUAGUGGAGGGUCCACUAUGUUUCCUGGAAUUGCUGAUCGAAUGAGCAAGGAAAUCAGUGCUCUUGCUCCAAGCAGCAUGAAAAUCAAGGUGGUUGCACCUCCCGAGAGGAAAUACAGUGUCUGGAUCGGUGGUUCUAUCUUGGCAUCACUCAGCACCUUCCAGCAGAUGUGGAUCUCCAAGGGUGAAUACGAUGAAUCUGGUCCUGCUAUUGUCCACAGGAAGUGCUUCUAAGUUGGGCAGUGAUCAAAUUCUAAAUACAUCCAGUCGUCUUGUGCCAUAUUCAGUCAAGUUUGGUUGACUUAUUUGAUGAUGCUUUGGGUUUUUAAUAGAAAUAUAUAUCUAGUUUAUGAAUGGAUUUGUAAGUUGAGUAUGUUAUAUGUUUCUUCUUUAGGUCCUUGGAAGCCAGACUAUUUUAUGCAAUUGGCGGGAUGGUAUUCUAUUCGAACUUUGUAGGUUCUGUUUGGUUUGAUUUUCAUUUAAUUUGUUUUUCAUGCUGGCCAUGAAGUUAGGUGCCUCAAGUUAGGAGGAGGAUAAGUUUCAGCAUAUUUUUCACCCAGACAGGGAUUUUUGAGUCAUUUCUGUUUAUAUUUAUUUUAUGCUUAGUUGGUUUUCAGGUUUGCAGUGAAAUUUAAGGUUUUUUUGGUGUAUUA
Molecule: messenger RNA, 1717 nt
Organism: Vicia villosa (hairy vetch)
Lineage: Eukaryota; Viridiplantae; Streptophyta; Magnoliopsida; Fabales; Fabaceae
Product: actin-101-like
Exons: 5
Coding region: 165-1298 (377 amino acids)
Source: RefSeq, a predicted model, not a curated record